GAUCAGUUUUAUUACAACAUACCAGUAUAUCACUUCUUUUUAUCUUUCAGUCUGCACAAGGUGGUGGUCAUCGAACACUACUCUACGGGCAUGCAAUCUUGCUGCGCCAUUCCUACAGCGGCAUGUAUCUGUGCUGCCUCUCUACAUCUCGAUCGUCAAUGGAUAAGCUGGCAUUUGAUGUAGGAUUGCAAGAGGACACAACAGGUGAGGCAUGCUGGUGGACCAUCCAUCCUGCUUCCAAGCAACGAUCAGAAGGAGAAAAAGUGCGUGUUGGAGAUGAUCUUAUUUUAGUCAGUGUCUCUUCAGAAAGAUAUUUGCAUCUCUCUUAUGGCAAUGGUAGCUUACACGUUGAUGCAGCCUUCCAGCAGACACUCUGGAGUGUAGCACCAAUCAGUUCAGGAAGUGAAGUUGCCCAAGGAUAUCUGAUAGGAGGGGAUGUUCUGAGGUUGUUGCAUGGCCACAUGGAUGAAUGUUUGACAGUCCCUUCAGGUGAACAUGGAGAAGAACAAAGAAGGACUGUCCAUUAUGAAGGUGGAGCUGUGUCUAUUCAUGCUCGUUCCCUUUGGCGACUAGAGACUCUAAGAGUUGCGUGGAGUGGCAGCCACAUUAGAUGGGGACAGCCAUUCAGACUAAGACACAUAACAACAGGAAAAUAUCUAAGUCUCCUGGAUGACAACAGUCUUCUUCUUACAGAAAAAGAGAAAGCAGAUGUAAAGUCUACAGCAUUCUGUCUUCGGUCUUCCAAGGAAAAGUUGGACAUAGGUACAAGAAAAGAGGUGGAUGGAAUGGGAGCACCUGAAAUAAAAUAUGGGGAUUCAAUAUGCUUUAUACAACACGUAGAUACAGGCUUAUGGCUCACGUACCAGUCUGCUGAUGCAAAGUCUGUGAGAAUGGGCUCUGUGCAGCGGAAGGCAAUAAUGCACCAUGAAGGUCACAUGGAUGAUGGUUUAACAUUAUCCAGAUCUCAGAAUGAAGAAUCCCGUACAGCACGUGUUAUCCGUAGUACAGUCUUCCUCUUCAACAGGUUUAUAAGGGGCCUUGAUGCUCUCAGCAAGAAGGUGAAGUCUUCCACCAUCGAUUUGCCUAUUGAGUCAGUCAGUCUGAGCCUUCAGGACUUGAUUGGCUACUUUCACCCCCCUGAUGAACAUUUGGAGCAUGAAGACAAACAAAACAGGCUCCGAGCACUGAAGAAUCGACAGAACCUCUUCCAGGAAGAGGGCAUGAUCAACCUUGUUCUUGAAUGUAUUGAUCGCUUGAAUGUAUACAGCAGUGCAGCUCAUUUUGCAGACGUAGCUGGAAAGGAAGCUGGAGAAGCAUGGAAAUCUAUUCUGAAUUCUUUGUAUGAAUUACUAGCGGCUCUCAUUCGAGGGAAUCGUAAAAACUGUGCUCAGUUUUCUGGAUCUCUUGAUUGGUUGAUCAGCAGAUUAGAAAGACUGGAAGCCUCUUCUGGAAUCCUGGAGGUUUUACACUGUGUGUUGGUGGAAAGUCCAGAAGCUCUAAACAUUAUUAAGGAAGGACAUAUUAAGUCAAUCAUCUGUCUUUUGGACAAACAUGGAAGAAACCAUAAGGUUUUGGAUGUUCUAUGUUCUCUCUGUGUUUGUCAUGGAGUAGCUGUGCGGUCUAAUCAACAUCUAAUCUGUGAUAAUCUCCUGCCAGGAAGAGACCUGCUCUUACAGACACGACUCGUCAACCAUGUGAGCAGCAUGCGACCCAACAUCUUCUUGGGAAUUAGUGAAGGCUCUGCCCAAUACAGAAAAUGGUACUAUGAACUUAUGGUGGACUAUCUAGAGCCCUUUGUGACUGCAGAAUCAACUCAUCUACGAGUGGGCUGGGCUUCAACAGAGGGCUACUCACCUUAUCCAGGGGGAGGAGCAGAAUGGGGAGGAAAUGGUGUUGGUGAUGACUUGUAUUCCUAUGGCUUCGAUGGUCUGCAUCUGUGGUCAGGUUGUGUAGCACGAACAGUAAAUUCUCCCAACCAACACCUGUUAAGAACUGACGACGUUAUUAGCUGCUGUUUGGACCUCAGUGCUCCCAGCAUCUCCUUCCGGAUAAAUGGUCAGCCAGUCCAAGGAAUGUUUGAGAAUUUCAACAUAGAUGGCCUCUUCUUCCCAGUUGUCAGCUUUUCUGCAGGAAUAAAGGUACGUUUCUUGCUUGGAGGUCGCCAUGGAGAGUUCAAAUUCCUUCCUCCACCUGGAUACGCCCCUUGCUUUGAAGCUGUGCUACCGAAAGAGAAGCUGAAAGUGGAGCAGAGCCGAGAGUACAAGCAGGAUCGUAGCUAUACAAGAGAUCUACUGGGUCCCACUGUCUCUCUGUCACAAGCAGCUUUCACUCCAGUUCCUGUGGACACUAGCCAGAUUGUUUUGCCUCCCCACCUGGAAAGGAUUAGAGAAAAAUUAGCAGAGAACAUCCAUGAACUUUGGGUUAUGAAUAAGAUUGAACUUGGCUGGCAGUAUGGACCAAUUAGAGAUGACAACAAGAGACAACACCCAUGCUUAGUGGAAUUCUCAAAACUGCCAGAGCAGGAAAGAAAUUAUAACUUGCAAAUGUCACUUGAAACUCUGAAAACCCUGCUGGCAUUAGGCUGCCAUGUUGGAAUUGCUGAUGAACACGCUGAAGAAAAAGUGAAAAAAAUGAAACUUCCAAAGAACUAUCAGUUGUUGAGUGGAUAUAAGCCUGCUCCCAUGGAUCUGAGUUUUAUCAAACUGACCCCCUCCCAAGAAGCGAUGGUGGAUAAACUAGCUGAGAAUGCUCACAAUGUGUGGGCAAGGGACCGUAUAAGGCAAGGCUGGACAUAUGGUAUCCAGCAGGACGUGAAGAAUCGACGAAAUCCUCGCCUCGUGCCUUAUGCUCUUUUGGAUGAUCGGACAAAGAAGUCAAACAAAGACAGUCUUCGGGAAGCGGUCCGCACCCUUCUGGGCUAUGGCUACCACCUGGAAGCUCCUGAUCAAGAUCAUGCGAUGAGACUGGAUGUGUGCAGUGGGAUGAUGGAAAAAUUCAGGAUCUUCCGCACAGAAAAGACUUACGCAGUGAAGGCUGGGAAGUGGUACUUUGAGUUUGAGGCAGUUACUGCAGGAGACAUGAGAGUUGGGUGGACCAGGCCAGGCUGUCUGCCAGAUCAGGAGCUUGGCUCAGAUGAAGAAGCUUUUGUUUUUGAUGGCUUUAAGGCACAGCGGUGGCAUCAAGGCAAUGAGCAUUUUGGCCGCUCUUGGUUGGCAGGAGAUGUUGUUGGAUGCAUGGUUGAUAUGAAUGAGCACACUAUGAUGUUCACAUUAAAUGGUGAAAUCCUGCUUGAUGACUCAGGUUCAGAACUUGCGUUCAAGGACUUUGAGGUUGGUGACGGAUUUCUACCUGUGUGCAGCCUGGGCCCAUCUCAAGUGGGAAGAAUGAACUUUGGAAAAGAUGUCAGCACUCUAAAAUAUUUCACUAUCUGUGGCUUACAGGAAGGGUAUGAACCCUUCGCUGUUAAUACAAACAGAGACAUCACCAUUUGGCUGAGUAAAAGGCUCCCUCAGUUUCUACCAGUACCACAAAAUCAUGAACAUAUUGAGGUGUUGAGAAUUGAUGGCACCAUAGACAGCUGCCCCUGCCUGAAGGUCACACAGAAGUCCUUUGGUUCUCAGAACAGUAAAACAGACGUCAUGUUUUUUCGAUUAAGCAUGCCCAUUGAAUGCGCUGAGGUCUUCUCCAGAUCAGCUGCAGGAGGGUUACCAGGCUCUGGUCUUUUUGGCCCGAAGAGUGACUUGGAAGAUUAUGAUGCUGAUUCUGAUUUUGAGGUUCUAAUGAAAACUGCUCAUGGUCAUCUAGUUCCUGACCGGACAGAAAGAGAAAAAGAUGCUACAAAACCAGAGUUGAACAACCAUAAAGAUUAUGUCCAAGAAAAGCCUUCACGUCUUAAACAAAGGUUUAUGCUGAGGAGAACAAAGCCAGAUUAUAGCAUGAGUCACUCUGCACGGCUUACUGAGGAUGUGCUAGCAGAUGAUAGAGAUGACUAUGAUUAUUUGAUGCAAACUUCCACGUACUAUUACUCAGUGAGAAUAUUUCCUGGUCAAGAGCCUGCUAAUGUCUGGGUGGGCUGGAUUACCUCGGACUUUCACCAGUAUGACACAAGCUUUGACUUGGACAGAGUGCGUACUGUUACAGUUACACUGGGAGAUGAAAAAGGGAAGGUUCAUGAGAGUAUAAAACGCAGCAACUGCUAUAUGGUGUGCGCAGGAGAGAGCAUGAGCCCUGGACAAGGACGUAAUAAUAAUGGUCUGGAGAUUGGUUGCUUGGUCGAUGCUGCAAGUGGCCUGCUGACCUUCACAGCUAAUGGCAAGGAACUAGGCACGUACUAUCAGGUUGAACCAAGUACAAAGUUAUUUCCUGCUGUAUUUGCUCAAGCUACAAGCCCAAACAUUUUCCAGUUUGAAUUGGGAAGAAUAAAGAAUGUAAUGCCAUUAUCUGCUGGCCUAUUCAAAAGUGAACACAAAAACCCAGUCUCUCAAUGUCCUCCACGUCUCCAUGUACAAUUUUUGACUCAUGUGCUUUGGAGCAGAGUGCCCAACCACUUCUUGAAGGCUGAUGUCUCUCGGAUCAGUGAGCGCCAAGGCUGGAUGAUACAGUGCCUGAAUCCUUUGCAGUUCAUGGCACUUCAUAUUCCUGAAGAAAACAGGACAAUUGAUAUUUUAGAGCUGACGGAACAAGAAGAAUUGCUGAAAUUUCACUACCACACCCUCCGCUUAUAUUCAGCUGUUUGUGCUUUAGGUAACAACCGAGUGGCCCAUGCUAUGUGUAGCCAUGUGGAUGAAUCUCAGCUCCUGUAUGCCAUUGAGAAUAAAUAUAUGCCAGGAUUAUUACGUGCAGGUUAUUAUGACUUACUCAUUGACAUCCAUCUCAAUACCUAUGCAACUGCCAGGCUAAUGAUGAAUAAUGAAUUUAUAGUUCCAAUGACAGAUGAGACCAAGAGUAUUACUUUGUUUCCUGAUGAAAACAAAAAACAUGGCCUCCCUGGUAUAGGACUUAGCACUUCAUUAAGGCCAAGAAUGCAAUUCUCAUCUCCAAGUUUUGUAAGCAUCAGCAGUGAAUGCUUUCAGUUCAGUCCUGAAUUCCCUCUGGAAAUCUUAAAGGCCAAAACCAUUGAGAUGCUGACUGAAGCUGUUCAGGAGGGCAGCCUCCAUGUCAGAGAUCCAGUUGGAGGUUCUACAGAAUUUCUGUUUGUUCCUCUCAUCAAGCUCUUUUAUACCCUCCUAAUUAUGGGAAUCUUCAACAAUGGAGAUCUGAAACACAUCUUGCAGUUGAUUGAGCCCCGGGUUUUCAAAGAAGCAAUGAUCCAGGAGGAUGAAAUUGAUUUCUCUGAGAAGGAGAUGAGUUCAGAUGAGCUCAAGUCAGAAGAAGGAGAGGAAGAAACCAGAGGGGAAAAAGUGCCAAAGGAAGGACUUCUUCAGAUGAAACUUCCAGAACCUGUUAAAUUGCAGAUGUGUCAUCUACUCCAGUAUCUGUGUGAUUGUCAAGUACGACACCGAAUAGAAGCCAUUGUAGCAUUUUCAGAUGAUUUUGUGGCCAAGCUUCAAGAGAAUCAGCGCUUCCGGUACAAUGAAGUGAUGCAGGCCUUGAACAUGUCUGCUGCCCUGACAGCUAGAAAAACAAAAGAAUUUCGAUCCCCACCUCAGGAACAGAUUAACAUGCUCCUGAACUUCAAAGAUGACAAAAAUGAUUGUCCUUGCCCUGAAGAAAUUCGGGAUCAGCUCCUGUAUUUCCAUGAAGACCUAAUGACACACUGUGGAAUUGAACUAGAUGAAGAUGGAACCUUGGAUGGAAGCAGCGAUUUAACCAUUAGGGGUCGUCUCUUAUACCUUAUGGAAAAAGUUACCUAUCUGAAGAAAAAGCAAGCUGAGAAGCCCAUUGAUGAUGAUACUAAGACAUCCUCUACUCUUCAGCAGUUGAUUUCAGACACCAUGGUACGCUGGGCCCAGGAAUCAGUGAUAGAAGACCCGGAGUUAGUGAGGGCCAUGUUCGUAUUGCUGCACCGCCAGUAUGAUGGUAUUGGUGGCCUGGUGCGAGCCCUACCAAAGACCUACACCAUAAAUAGUGUGUCUGUGGAAGACACAAUCAAUCUUCUGGCAUCCCUUGGCCAAAUCCGUUCCUUGCUUAGUGUCAGAAUGGGGAAGGAGGAAGAGAAACUUAUGAUUCGUGGAUUAGGAGACAUCAUGAAUAAUAAAGUAUUUUACCAACAUCCAAAUCUCAUGAGAGCUUUAGGCAUGCAUGAAACUGUCAUGGAAGUGAUGGUAAAUGUGCUUGGUGGAGGAGAAUCCAAGGAAAUCACUUUCCCAAAGAUGGUGGCAAACUGCUGUCGUUUUCUAUGCUAUUUUUGCCGCAUCAGCAGGCAGAAUCAAAAAGCCAUGUUUGAUCAUCUUAGCUAUUUAUUGGAAAACAGCAGUGUUGGCCUUGCCUCUCCUUCUAUGCGAGGAUCAACUCCUUUAGAUGUUGCAGCAGCCUCUGUGAUGGACAAUAAUGAACUUGCACUAGCUUUAAGGGAGCCUGAUCUGGAGAAGGUGGUUCGCUACUUGGCUGGAUGUGGAUUGCAGAGUUGUCUUUUGUUGAUAUCUAAAGGCUACCCAGACAUUGGAUGGAACCCAGUUGAAGGAGAGCGAUAUUUGGAUUUUCUUCGUUUUGCUGUGUUUUGCAAUGGAGAGAGUGUGGAGGAAAAUGCUAAUGUUGUAGUCAGACUGCUUAUCCGUCGACCCGAAUGUUUUGGUCCAGCUCUAAGAGGAGAAGGAGGCAAUGGGUUACUUGCUGCCAUGGAGGAAGCAAUACAAAUAUCAGAAGAUCCAACAAGAGAUGGACCUUCCCCAAGCAAUGGAUCUAGUAAAACCCUUGAAAUGGAAGAACAAGAAGAUGACACUAUUCACAUGGGAAAUGCAAUCAUGACCUUUUAUGCUGCUUUGAUUGAUCUCUUAGGACGCUGUGCCCCUGAAAUGCAUCUUAUCCAUGCUGGUAAAGGGGAAGCCAUUAGAAUCAGAUCAAUUCUACGGUCUUUGAUUCCACUAGAAGAUUUGGUAGGAGUAAUUAGUAUUCCUUUCCACAUGCCAACCAUAGCUAAAGAUGGUACUGUGGUGGAACCUGACAUGUCUGCGGGGUUUUGCCCAGAUCACAAGGCAGCCAUGGUUUUGUUCCUUGACAGGGUCUAUGGAAUUGAGGACCAAGAUUUUCUUCUACACCUUCUUGAAGUUGGCUUUCUGCCAGAUCUUCGUGCUGCUGCUUCUUUAGAUACAGCUGCUUUAAGUGCUACGGAUAUGGCUUUGGCUCUGAAUCGAUACCUUUGCACAGCAGUCUUGCCUCUGUUGACCAGAUGUGCUCCUCUUUUUGCUGGCACAGAGCACCAUGCUUCCCUCAUUGACUCCUUGUUGCAUACUGUGUACAGACUCUCAAAGGGAUGCUCUCUUACCAAAGCUCAGCGAGAUUCUAUUGAAGAGUGUUUGCUGUCUAUCUGUGGGCAGUUGCGGCCUUCCAUGAUGCAGCAUUUGCUAAGAAGAUUAGUAUUUGAUGUUCCUCUGUUAAAUGAACAUGCCAAGAUGCCUCUCAAGUUGCUGACAAAUCAUUAUGAACGAUGUUGGAAGUAUUAUUGUUUGCCAGGUGGAUGGGGUAACUUUGGUACUGCCUCAGAAGAAGAACUUCAUUUAUCCAGAAAGUUGUUCUGGGGUAUUUUUGAUGCUUUGUCUCAAAAGAAAUAUGACCAAGAACUAUUCAAAUUGGCUUUGCCUUGUUUGAGUGCAGUUGCAGGGGCCUUACCUCCAGACUACAUGGAAUCAAACUAUGUCAAUAUGAUGGAAAAACAGUCUUCAAUGGAUUCAGAUGGGAAUUUUAAUCCUCAACCUGUUGAUACAUCAAACAUUACAAUCCCUGAAAAGCUGGAAUAUUUUAUUAAUAAAUAUGCAGAACAUUCCCAUGACAAAUGGUCAAUGGAAAAGUUUGCCAAUGGAUGGACAUAUGGUGAAACAUAUUCUGAAUCUGCAAAGGUGCAACCGUUAAUGAAACAAUAUAAGUUACUGUCCGAAAAGGAGAAAGAAAUUUAUCGAUGGCCUAUCAAAGAAUCACUAAAAACUAUGCUGGCGUGGGGAUGGCGAAUCGAAAGGACACGGGAAGGAGAUUCCAUGGCACUCUAUAAUCGGACACGCCGCAUAUCUCAAACCAGUCAAAUCUCUGUAGAUACAGCCCAUGGCUACACUCCUCGAGCAAUUGACAUGAGCAAUGUCACCCUCUCCAGAGAUUUACAUGCUAUGGCUGAGAUGAUGGCUGAAAACUACCAUAACAUAUGGGCAAAGAAAAAGAAAAUGGAGCUUGAAGCAAAAGGAGGAGGCAACCAUCCUCUUCUUGUUCCAUAUGAUACGCUUACAGCCAAAGAAAAAGCCAAGGACAGAGAAAAAGCACAGGAUAUUCUGAAAUUUUUACAGAUUAAUGGAUAUGUGGUCUCCAGAGGACUUAAGGACUUAGAAUUAGACACACCUUCCAUUGAGAAACGCUUUGCCUACAGUUUCCUUCAGCAACUUAUAAGAUACGUGGAUGAAGCCCAUCAGUACAUUCUGGAGUUUGAUGGUGGCAGCAGAGGCAAAGGAGACCAUUUCCCAUAUGAACAAGAAAUCAAGUUUUUUGCCAAAGUUGUGCUCCCUUUGAUUGAUCAAUAUUUUAAAAAUCAUCGCCUGUAUUUCUUAUCUGCAGCAAGCAGGCCUCUCAGCAGUGGAGGCCAUGCCUCUAAUAAAGAGAAAGAAAUGGUGACAAGCCUGUUCUGCAAACUUGGAGUUCUUGUCAGGCAUAGGAUUUCACUGUUUGGAAAUGAUGCAACAUCAAUAGUCAACUGUCUUCAUAUACUGGGCCAGACCUUGGAUGCGAGGACUGUGAUGAAAACUGGUCUGGAAUCUGUUAAGAUGGCAUUGAGAGCAUUUUUGGACAAUGCUGCUGAGGAUCUGGAGAAAACAAUGGAAAACCUUAAGCAAGGCCAGUUUACACACAGCAGAAACCAGCCAAAGGGAGUUACACAAAUCAUUAAUUACACUACAGUUGCUCUCCUGCCAGUGCUAUCUUCAUUAUUUGAGCAUAUUGGACAACACCAGUUUGGCGAAGAUUUGAUAUUGGAAGAUGUUCAGGUCUCCUGCUACAGAAUAUUGGCCAGUUUAUAUGCUCUGGGAACCAGCAAGAGUAUCUAUGUAGAGCGGCAACGAUCAGCACUAGGAGAAUGUUUGGCCGCCUUCUCAGGUGCCUUUCCAGUGGCUUUUUUGGAAACUCAUUUGAACAAACAUAAUAUCUACUCAAUUUACAAUACCAAGAAUGCAAGAGACAGAGCAGUUCUCAAUUUGCCUGCCAGUGUAGAAGAGGUUUGUCCAAAUAUUCCUUCUUUGGUGAAGCUAAUGGAAGAAAUUGUGGAACUGGCAGAGUCUGGUAUUCGUUACACACAGAUGCCUCAUAUCAUGGAAGUGGUGCUGCCAAUGCUGUGUAGUUACAUGUCACACUGGUGGGAGCAUGGGCCAGAAAACAAUCCUGACAAGGCUGAGAUGUGUUGCACAGCCUUGACAUCAGAGCACAUGAACACUCUGUUGGGUAACAUAUUGAAAAUCAUCUAUAACAACCUUGGUAUUGAUGAAGGAGCCUGGAUGAAGAGAUUAGCAGUGUUUUCCCAGCCCAUCAUAAGCAAAGCGAAGCCACAGCUCUUAAAGACACAUUUCCUGCCACUGAUGGAUAAGCUAAAGAAAAAAGCAGCAGUGGUUGUAUCGGAUGAAGAACAUCUAAGAGCAGAAGGCAGAGGUGACAUGUCGGAGGCUGAACUGCUCAUCCUAGAUGAGUUCACCACUUUGGCACGGGACCUCUAUGCCUUCUACCCUUUGUUGAUUAGAUUUGUGGACUAUAACAGGGCAAAAUGGCUGAAAGAACCCAACCCUGAAGCAGAAGAAUUGUUCCGCAUGGUGGCUGAGGUCUUCAUUUAUUGGUCAAAGUCUCAUAAUUUCAAAAGGGAGGAGCAGAAUUUUGUGGUACAGAAUGAAAUCAACAACAUGUCUUUCCUUAUCAGUGACACGAAAUCUAAGAUGUCCAAGGCAGCAGUUUCUGACCAGGAGAGAAAGAAGAUGAAGCGGAAAGGUGACCGGUACUCUAUGCAGACUUCUCUGAUUGUGGCAGCACUGAAGAGGUUACUUCCCAUUGGCCUGAACAUUUGUGCUCCUGGCGACCAAGAGCUAAUUGCACUGGCGAAAAAUCGAUUCAGUAUGAAAGAUACUGAAGAUGAAGUACGAGAUAUCAUCCGCAGUAAUCUUCAUCUCCAGGGCAAGCUUGAGGAUCCUGCCAUUAGGUGGCAGAUGGCACUGUACAAAGAUUUACCAAACAGGACUGAAGAUUCCUCAGAUCCAGAGAAGACUGUGGAAAGAGUCCUUGAUAUAGCUAAUGUCCUGUUUCACCUGGAACAGAGAUCUGCUUGUGUAGGCCGAGGCUAUUUCUUUUGGGAAAACAUGGUUGAGCACCCUCAGAGGUCAAAAAAAGCCGUGUGGCAUAAGCUGCUGUCUAAACAGAGGAAAAGAGCAGUAGUUGCCUGCUUUAGAAUGGCACCAUUAUAUAAUCUGCCAAGGCACCGAGCCGUCAAUCUCUUUCUUCAAGGCUAUGAUAAAUCUUGGAUUGAAACAGAAGAACACUAUUUUGAAGACAAACUGAUAGAAGACUUAGCAAAACCUGGGGAAGAGCCACCAGAAGAAGAUGAAAGCCUUAAAAGAGUUGAUCCUUUACAUCAACUUAUUCUGCUAUUCAGUCGAACAGCCUUGACUGAAAAAUGCAAACUGGAAGAAGAUUUCCUUUAUAUGGCUUACGCUGAUAUUAUGGCAAAGAGCUGCCAUGAUGAAGAAGAUGAUGAUGGUGAAGAAGAAGUGAAGAGUUUUGAAGUGACAGGAUCACAACGCAGCAAG
Merops nubicus (carmine bee-eater) is the source of this 10916-nucleotide messenger RNA. It is a transcript of the gene RYR2, whose product is annotated as ryanodine receptor 2 (cardiac). Gene Ontology annotation, molecular function: ryanodine-sensitive calcium-release channel activity; protein binding. NCBI's taxonomy places the organism in Eukaryota, Metazoa, Chordata, Aves, Coraciiformes, Meropidae. The annotation marks the transcript as partial. The record is from RefSeq and is a predicted model, not a curated record. The transcript is spliced from 77 exons. Gene Ontology annotation, cellular component: sarcolemma; Z disc; sarcoplasmic reticulum membrane. Gene Ontology annotation, biological process: calcium ion transmembrane transport.